This is a messenger RNA of Rhopilema esculentum, 2986 nucleotides long. RefSeq lists its product as uncharacterized. The record is from RefSeq and is a predicted model, not a curated record. NCBI's taxonomy places the organism in Eukaryota, Metazoa, Cnidaria, Scyphozoa, Rhizostomeae, Rhizostomatidae. Gene Ontology annotation, biological process: translation. Gene Ontology annotation, cellular component: ribosome. Gene Ontology annotation, molecular function: structural constituent of ribosome.
UUUCAGAAAGAGGUUUGUUCUUUCCCUCGGCGCAAACUCUAGAAAGAGGACUCGGUGACUCUGUAAUAGGUAUUUUACUGUUGCUUACUGGCUCUUCGAAAGAGGGAUAUGCACAGAGGCAGCAUGCUGAAAAAUUUAUUCACUCAAAAGGGAAUAAAUUUGUAUGGGAAAGCCCUUCUUGUAAGGCCCCAGUGUUACAUAUAUGAAGACUUGUUUGGCUUGAGGUUGAUGUCAAGCUUUAAAAAUAAGUUCUACUGGAAACCAAAACGAGAUAAGGCAAAUCCAAGGCCAAAAUUUUCAGUCAUUCUCCUUGAGGAUGAUGAAAACCUGGGAAGAAAAUACGAAGUUGUGAAAGUUGAACGUGGCUAUGCAAGGCAUGUUCUUAUUCCUGAGGGAAAAGCGGAUUAUGCGAUAAAAGAAAAUCUUGAGAAGUAUAAUUGCACUGAAAGUGCAGCAAAGCCAAGGGCAUCAUUGAAAUUCCUGAACAAACUGAAGAAUAUGAAUCUUAUUUUACAAAGGCCAAAACAUGAAAGCUGGGAAAUUUCAAAACAUCAUAUUGCUUUAGCAUUUAAAAACAGUUUUAAGCUUCAUGUUCCAGUACACUGUAUAAGAACAGAUUUUGAAUCAAUUUCGUCAUAUGGGGACUAUGAAGUUAAUGUCACUGUUAAUAGAGAGAGCACAGUUCCUGUCAAGAUAUCUGUUCAAGAAUGGGAGCCAGUUUACAAAAAGGGUUGGAAGGAGUUAUUGUUAGGUGGAACAAAAGAAGAAGAAGAAGAUGUAGAGGCCCAUGAUUAGUACUUGACAAAUUGUUUUAUGUAGUUUAGAUAUUCUUAUCUUGCAUGCUCUAGUUAUUGACACCAUCUGUAUGAUGUACACUUGUACCAAUGAUUCAAUUUAUAAAGAAUCAACAUUUUAAACAGCUCCUGCCCCUUACACCAAUUCAACUCAUGGCUUCAACUCAUGGAUUGUUUUUAGAGAUAGAGAGUUGCAUUGAACUAUUUUAAUGUCAGUUGGACUGUCAUUGAUUUUUCCCAAUUUGUCCACUGCACCGAUUCCAUAUUUUUUCAAUAUUUUUCCUUGUGAACUCAAAAUUGCAUUGGUUGUACAGGACAGAUGACUUUUGAGUUUAACAUAGGUGCUUAUGGUCAUACCAUAAAUCGACAGUUUGCUUCAUCUAGCCAUUGCUGAUAAUUGUGGCCAGUCAAAACCUUCAAGGUUUGGGCAAUCCCUGCAUCAACGACUUGCCAGAAAUCCGUAGCAUUCUUUAAGCCAUACCAUACAACUCCGCCAUGGCUCGCAACAGCUUCUUUGAACUGGUCUGCCUGUUGAGCUGUUAGGUUAUCAACAAACAGAAUGAAUCGAUCCAGAUUUUUCACUAAUAGUUGUAGCGUUUUUCCGAAACGGAGAUUUGGCUUCUUCAAGUUGUUUUUCAUCUUUACUGACCAUUUCCUUCAUCCAUGACUGAAUAAUUUCAGGACUCUGUAGAUUGCUUGUUGACUCGUUCAGAGGUUUACCCACUUUAUUUUUCUCGCAUGUAAGUUUGUGUACACCCAAGCCCUGAUUAUUGACAAAAGUAUCUUUGCGGUAAGGGCACACGACGCUUUUUCUAACUUUCUCAUCUUCGACUUGAUUGGGUUUAUUAACUGCAACGUCUUUUCCUUUAUGUUUAACAAUAUUUUUUAAAUCCGAAGGAACCCAGCGUUCCGAAGAAUCGCUGUAUUGCUAACUCAGGGACUGACGCAGCUAGAACGGGAACGAUAACGUUAUCCAAAUUUUUGAUAAUUAAUUACAGUCAUACAUUACAGUCAAAAUAAAAAAUGAACUUAGGGUGUCACCACCCUAUUGUUAAAAAAGUUUAUGCAUAUAUGGCAUACCUUCGUGGUGAUGCCGCUAACGCUAUCGGCUGAGUGUAUUUCAAAACAUAAAAAGUAUAUAUAUAGCGUCAAAGGGACAAUUGUUUUUCCUUUGGGAGAAAGCUUGGAUUAAGGAAAAUUUUUAGUUUUGAUGAAGUUGAGCCUGGCAUUAUUCUUGAAUUAUUCUUAAAUCUUAGCAAUUUUUAGCCUCAAUAUUUUUAUAGACUUUAUUCUUAUUUACAAAGUGUUUAAGCAAGAAUGAACGGGCCCUUGCGAUUUAAAACUCUUUUGCCCUUUCUUAAGUUCCUUCCGAUUGUCAAUUGUGAGCGAGUCUUUCUAGUUUUCUGAAAUGAUGUAAUUCUGGUUCGUAAAUUUCAGGCUUUGGCGGAAAUUUUUUACGAGCCUUUACACUCUUUUAUUAUCAGAACAAUUUUAAUUGAUCAAAAGUUAAGAAGAAAUUAAGAACAAGCUGAGGCUGAGCUACUGUAAAAUGUAAUUUUGAACCGAGGGGCAAAUCACUGCUUAAAAUCACGUACGCUUUCAAGAAUAAUCACACUUUAAUCACAAAUGAAUCAGAUCAAUAAAAAAAAAAUUAAUCACAAAGUAUAUCAUUAAUCAUAAAAGUUACUUAAAAUAAAUAUUAGAAUCCUUGCCCACUUUUAUCCGGAUUUGCUAUUGAAAAAUUCAAUAGUUAGAAUUUUUCCUUUCACACUUUCCCAAUCUUUCCAUGAACACGUUGGAAAGUCUGCAAACACACACUCGAGAACAACAAGCUUUUAUAAGUACCCUGCAAUGGAGCAAAAAAAUGAAGGUCUCGUUGUGAUGCCGGGGUCACUGAAACAACCAUUGCUGUUUUUGUUGCCCAAAUGCCACUGAAGUUGAUCUGACCGAAAACCACGCCUGAUAGCAGUCAUUUUUCACCCAUUGCUUCAAGGACGGAUCCAGACAGUUCUAGAUUUCCCAGUUGCAGCUGUUACAUUUAUAGGAAAUGAUUUAUGUCAGAUUCUUGCAAUUUCCACAGAUAAAGUUUGAUAAUCAGGUUCCAUAUUUCUGGAACUUGUAAUUUUUUUUAUCGGUGAAAGUUUCAGGAAUGACAGUUUAAUUUCCCAAUAGCGACAUCAAUUGCGAGGGCA